AUGAAUAGUAUAUUCAAUCUCUUCAAAUCCAGUCCUGAGGCUGCUAAAAUAUUGCGCAUGAUCCUAGCCUUACCUCAUUUGCCAGCAGAAGUGAAUCCCAAUUGCAGGUUCACAAUUUUUGACGGAUUCAGGGUGGUUGUUGAAUUUGCCAACCAACAUCCAAACAUUUCUCAACGUUUGGAGAUUUUUCUCUUGGGUUAUGUUCAAGAUUUUUGGCUAAUACAAAUUGGCGCUUCAUCUAUAAGUGUCUACGGUUCUGAAGUCCGCACCAACAAUUAUUUGGAGUCAUUUCAUGCAACACUGCUAAACCAAAUGGGAAAACAUCCAAAUAUUUGGGAUUUUUUGCGUAAAAUCAAUUUUGUAAAACAAUAUUUGUUUGGAAAUUGGAAAUCUAAUCUAACUAUCUACCUAACCUGUGGAUUUGUAUUUAUUCGUUUAGUGCUGUGA
Messenger RNA from Macrosiphum euphorbiae (potato aphid), 447 nucleotides. Lineage: Eukaryota; Metazoa; Arthropoda; Insecta; Hemiptera; Aphididae. The record is from the annotation of a GenBank genome assembly.